This is a messenger RNA of Aureobasidium pullulans EXF-150, 589 nucleotides long. RefSeq lists its product as uncharacterized. NCBI's taxonomy places the organism in Eukaryota, Fungi, Ascomycota, Dothideomycetes, Dothideales, Saccotheciaceae. The transcript has a single exon. The coding region runs from base 17 to 229 and encodes 70 amino acids. The record is from RefSeq and is a predicted model, not a curated record.
GAAGAGACGGCGGAAAAUGUGUUAUUAUAGGCGAGCGCUCAUAUGUAAAGGUAAGAGAAAUCGAGUAAGAGCGACGGAAAUUUCGUGCUCGAACGUCUACCUAGAGGAAAUUCGAGAGGGUUCCGUAGAAGUUGUAAGAAUGAGCGCGUGUGAACGGAAUUAUAAGCGUGCAAACAGAGGACAAUGUAGCCUACCGCACGCUACGAGUGAAACGCGCCUUAGGAGGUAGACGCUUUUCAUUAUCGAUUUCUCAGUGAAGAUAGUUAUGUCACCAACUUUCCGUAUGUUUCCAACAUUGCUAUUGGCAGCUCUCACUGUAAGAUAGCCGGCGAUGAGAGUCUGACGGAAGCACCGAGCAUAGACUUAUUAGAUCACAGACAUCAUCUUGCAGCCAUAUUAUCAGACGGGAACUGAAUCAUCAGUCGAAUUCCCCACUCAGACAGCCCCUUUGCGGCAGAGUUCGUGGGGUGAGAUUGAGUUUACCGCCUUGUGGCUGGACUUCAACUCACUCGUAUGAGUAGGACUGCUACUCCCUGAACAAGAUCAUGUUCAUGGGGUAUCUCGGAGAUAAACCGAUAGGAAGGUUCGG